GUAAAUGUCUCUGCCUCUGUCCCAACAGGAGAGCGUUUUCCGAGCCGCUGGUGCAGGACGCUGCUGCUCUGUGCACACACGGAAACUUUGCACUCUGAAGACACUCAACCAACAGUGCCAUCUUGUGGAUGUCAGGGGACACUACCAGCAUGAAGACUUCCUCUUAGAGAAUGCAGCGCAAGUGAAAACAGAGAAGUCAACUAAACCUCACUGAGCGAUGGGAAACUCUGCUUCAUACAGGAAAAUUUUGUGAGCCUGUAAGGUGCGAGGACACCCAGUGGAAAUGAGAUGAACUGCUGACUGGGAUGUCAUUGUUAGUGUGAUCACUCCGGUGAUGGAAGAUUGAGACAGACUCAACUCAUCGCUGCUGCACUGUUGAGAUUUUACAGUUUUCCAAAUAUCUCAGUUUUGUGAUCACUUUAUUUCUGGUGUUAUAGCAUCAGGUGGGAAAUGUGUGUGUAUCCUUAAUGACAUCAACGUCACAUAUUAUCCCUGCAUCUAAUCAGUGGCAUUUCAUUUACUCACUGUCCUCCAGUGUUUGGAGAACAUUUCUCAGACCUCUCUGUGUUUCCACCAUUUUCUCCUCUGAUUAAGAAACUCUACACCCUCUUAAAAGUUCUCCUCCCUGCUCCCAACAGUUUUUCUUCUUAGGGGCUCUUUUAAGAUGCUCUGUGAGUAACUUUUAUCUUUACAAAGACCAGUCUUAACUUUAAGGGAAAUUCUAAUAAAAAGUCACAAUUCUAAGAAUUUUCUAACACUGAGAAACCUUGUGAAUUGUUACAUAAUCUUGGAUAAGAGCAUACAUGAAGCUCCUUACACAUAUGCUGUAACUAAUCUGAUCCUUUCUAAAUUUAAAGAUAAGGUUGUCAUUAUUUCAUCAGCUAAAGAUCUAAAAGGGAGCCUUGUUACACUGUGGCCUCCCUGACAAGACUAUUCAGCGGGAUAAAUUCAUGUUUUGUUUUGGUCUCUUUAGGGGAAUUUUUUUAAUGUAAAAUUAAAGAUUGGGAUUUUAGACUUUUUAUAUAAUUGUUAAUACAUUCCCAAGUAAUUGUUGGAAUUAACAUUUUAUCAAACUUGGUAUUUUUCUACAGGUCACUGAAGUUAGAUCUGUGUGCGGAGCAUACAAAAGUAAGGACACAUGGCUUUGACAACACAGUCUGCUUCAAGUUAUGUCAAGAACGCCCGAUCCCGUCUCGUGGGGAGUUUAAAGAAUCUCCCAGUGAUCCUGGAGAACUUAAAUCAGAAAGAAGUUCUCGGUGAUGAGGAAGUCCGCGACAUAGAGGCAGAGAAAACUGACUACAGACAAACCAGAAAAAUACUGGAUUCAGUCAAAAAAAAGGGGGAAGCAGCCUGCUAUGAGUUUCUCAGGAUUGUUUACGUUACAAGGGAACGGACCUUACAGGUUGACCUGCACCCCUGGAUCAGCUGCUUUCCUUUCAAGGAAGACACACAAAUGGAUACAAGCUACUUACAAGGCUCAAGGCCGUGCCACCGGUAUCAGGCAAAGCUGAAGUCAAAAGCACAGAAAAUAUCAAAUGAGUUUUGGAUGGCAAACAAAAAUCUGUUUGAAGAAAACAACAAACCUGAUCUGUCAUACAUGCCACUUGUAUUAGACACACAAGAAACUGUCUCUCCAUCGAAAAUAAAGAAGCUUAAGAGCAAGAAAAGCAAGUUGAGUCGCCCUAAAAAGCUCAUGACAUACGUCCCUGAGAACAAAGCAGAAACCACUCCAAGUGAUCUGCUGAAAAGAGAUGAAAACAUACUCGUGGUUGGUAAACCUGGAAUUGGAAAGACAGCACUCAGUCGAGAAAUGUUGAACCUCUGGGCACAAAGAGACAACGAGGAGCUCGAUUACAUGUUUUACUUUGACAUGAGGGAAACAUCUCACAUCAGGAAGGACGCAAGCUUGGAGGAUCUUCUUUUCAACGUGUUCAGUGAACCGGAUGAAGGCAAAGAAGAGGUCUUACAGGACAUAAAGAACAACUCUGACAAUGUUACACUCAUUUUUGAUGGAAUCACCGAUCUGUCUUCAUCAGUGGUGAAGAGACUUGUUGACAAGGACCUACUACCUGACGCCAAGAUCAUCAUGACUUGCAGACCAGAUGAUGAAGAAGAGUUCCUGUCUGAGGACUUUCUCAGAGUGGAAGUGAAAGGCUUUAGUGAGCAGAUCAUUAAAGCAUACCUGUCUGUAAUGCUAGGCGAAGAGCAGAAGAAGGUUUUGAGCAACAUGGAGUUGUUUACUCUUUGUCAUGUCCCAAUGUAUGCACUGAUGGUGGCUGCCUGCUUUUCAUCUGAGACACCGGAAAGCUCUUCAUGCACUAUCACAGAAAUCUACAUCAAUAUUGUUCGUCUUUCCCUUCAAAGAAAUAGCAACACAAAAACCAAACAUCUAAAUUCCUUCAUCAGCAACAAGAGUGAGGAGAUAUUGUCUUUGGCCAAGGUUGCUUUUCAUGCAACUGAAGGAAAAACCGUGACCUUGACAGAGAAUCCCUGUGAAGACAGCUGCGUCCUUUCCUUCCUGAAACCACUUGUUAUCAAAACCGCCCCUACUGAGACAACGACCACUUACGCAUUUCUCCAUUACACAAUGCAGGAGUUUUUUGCAGCACUGUGGCUCUUGAAGAACCCAGAUAAAAUCAAGGAUGUUUUUCAGCAAUGCCUCACUGAGGAGAAGAAACACAUGAAGCACCUGAUCCCUUUCAUGUGUAGACUGUUGAAUGAGACGAGCCCUAGUUUGAUGAAGUAUCUGAUUCCAGCUGAGGAGCUCAAGAAUACAUCUAACUGGUUCUUCAAGGAAAUGAUAACCACAUUUUUUCCUUGUCUGUGUAAGGCUGAUACUGAGGACGAUGGACUUGAUGUGGACAUACUGUUCUUAUGUCAGUGCUUGUAUGAGUCCCAGUGUGCUGAAGCAUGCAUCCAACUUCUGGACAAACUGGACUAUCGGCUUGAUCUCAGUGGAAAGAGUUUUGAUCCUUUACCUUGCUGUGCUGUGGCCUAUGUGGUGGCUCAGUCCAAAGAGCGGAAAAUAUGGCUCAACCUUGAGGACGUCAUGUUAUCAGACCAAGGAAUCAAACGACUUUUUGGUUGUCUUCAAAAUGUCCAAUGGUGUGACCCUCUACCACGGCAGCUGUGGAGGAUUUUACUUCUCAGUGAAGGGCAGAUGGACCACCUCAGCUUACUUGGCCUUGAUGGAAAUCAGUUGCACCUUCCAGUUGAGGGUAAAAGACGGCUGUUUGAAAGAGCGGUUGAAGUCAUGCAGAAAAUGACUACAAAGGUUAAUGUCUGCCUCCACUGGGAGAGGGAAACUCCUGCCUGCCAGAGUCUGUGCAAGUCCCUCUUUGGUGCUUUGCCAUAUAUCAGCUCACUCAGCUUCAGAAAGGCCUACAGAGGUCCAGGAUUACAGAACCAGAAGCAAAGCCAUGGGACGCUGGAGUGGGAAGAAAAGCAGCUGUUACUGGAUUUAUGCCUGAAAGCAACACUUCACGAAGGAGAGCACUUUCAUGGUUUAGUGAAUGGACUCCUGUCAUUGUUUUCUGUUCACACUGACUUAAAUAUCAUCCUUGAUUUUUAUCAACAUGUCAAGAGUGAAAGGGGUUCAAGUGUCAUUCCAAAACUGAGGCCAGUUUUCCAGUCAGCUCCUGCGAUCUGGUCUGUAAACCUCUCAGAGAGAAAGACAUCCAUCCUCCUGGAAGUGCUGAAACUCCAGUCAGAGAAGAAACAAGUGGUACUGACAGGCUGGUCAGAUGAUGAGAGUGAAGUGAGGAGCUUCCUACAGUGUUUGCCUUAUAUCUCACAGCUCAGUUUUUCUUGUUGGUCUUUAACCCAGGAUAAACUCAGGUUGUGUGGGAAACUGUUCUGUGCAGCAGCAGAGAGAGAACAGCAGACAGGAGAGAAGACACUGAAGCUGUUAUCAUCAGUGUGCAGAUACAAAUCAUUCCCUUUUAAAGUCAUAAAUGAUAAUGAUGAUUAUAUGAAAAGGAAAUAUCAGGGCGAUCUCCUGCUGGACCUUUACUCCUACCUGAAGGACUAUGAGACUAAAACAGCCUCAAGUGUCCUCCCAUCAUUACAGUCAGUUUUGCAGUCAGUUCCUGCAGUCUGGUCCAUAAACCUCUCAGAGAGAAAGACCUCCAUCCUCCUGGAAGUGCUGAAACUCCAGUCAGAGAAGAAAAAAGUGGAGCUGACAGGCUGGUCACAUGAUGAGAGUGAAGUGAGGAGCUUCCUACAGUGUCUGCCUUAUAUCUCACAGCUCAGCUUUGAUCCUCGCUGGUCAGAUACUUCUAAAGAGGCUGAGUUCUUGGCGAAUCUGUUCUGUGCAGCAGCAGCAGAGAUAGAACAGCAGGCAAGAGAAAAGAUACUGAAGCUGCUGUCAUCAGUGUGCAGCUAUGAGACAUUCCCUUUUAAAAUCAUGAAUGAUGGUAAUGAAUGUCAGUGUGACUUCCUGCUGGAUCUCUGCUCUCAUGUGAAAGACUAUGAGGCUAAAACAGGCCUGAGUGUCCUUCCAUCAUUACAGUCAGUUUUCCAGUCAGCUCCUGCAGUCUGGUCCAUAGACCUCUCAAAGAGAAAAACCUCCGUCCUCCUGGAAGUGCUGAAACUCAAGUCAGAGGACACAGAAGUGAUGCUGACAGGCUGGUCAGAUGAAGAGAGUGAAGUGAGGAGCUUCCUACAGUGUCUGCCUUAUAUCUCACAGCUCAGUUUCUCUCACCGGUUUGGAGUGUCAGUACAGGUCAAGUUCUUUGGAGAUCUGUUCUGUGCAGCAGUAAAGAGAGAAAAGUCAGUUUUCCAGUCACCUCCUGCAGUCUGGUCCGUAAACCUCUCAAAGAGAAAAGCAUCCAUCCUCCUGGAAGUGCUGAAACUCCAGUCAGAGAAGAAACAAGUGGAGCUGACAGGCUGGUCAGGUGAAGAGAAUGAAGUGAGGAGCUUCCUACAGUGUCUGCCUUUUAUCUCACAGCUCAGUUUGCUUUCUCAGUGGGCAGAUCCUUUUAAAGGGGCCAAGUUCAUUGGGAAUCUGUUCUGUGCAGCAGCAGAGAGAGAACAGCAGACAGGAGAGAAGAUACUGGAGCUGUUAUCGUCAAUGUGCAGAUUUGAGACAUUCCCUCUUGAAGAAACCUGGUGUGAUUUUAUGCUGGACCUAUACAUCCACAUGAAGAACUACGAGGCUAAAGCAGGUCUGAGUGUUCUUCCAUCAUUACAGUCAGUUUUCCAGUCAGCACCUAAAAUCUUUUACAUAAACCUCUGUGAGAGACAGAUGUCCAAUCUUGCGGAAGUGCUGAAACUCCAGUCAGAGAAGAAACAAGUGGUACUGACAGGCUGGUCAGAUGAUGAGAGUGAAGUGAGGAGCUUCCUACAGUGUCUGCCUUAUAUCUCACAGCUCAGGUUCAGUAGCCAGUUUGGAGACUCAGCACGAGUCAAGUUCUUUGGGAAUCUGUUCUGUGCCGCAGUCGAGAGAGAACAGCAGACAGGAGAGAAGAUACUGGACCAGAUAUCAUCACUGUUCAUAUAUCAAAUACUCCUUCAUAGAACUAACGGCUGUGAUCUGCUGCUGGAUCUCUGCUCUCAUGUGAAGGACUAUGAGGCUAAAACAGGCCUGAGUGUCCUUCCGUCAUUACAGUCAGUUUUCCAGUUACCUCCUGCAGUCUGGUACGUAAACCUCUCAGAGAGAAAGACCUCUAUCCUCCUGGAAGUGCUGAAACUCCAGUCAGAGAAGAAACAAGUGGUGCUGACAGGCUGGUCAGAUGAUGAGAGUGAAGUGAGGAGCUUCCUACAGUGUCUGCCUUAUAUCUCACAGCUCUGGUUCAGUAACCAGUUUGGAGUCUCAGCGCAAGUCAAGUUCUUUGGGAAUCUGUUCUGUGCCGCAGUCGAGAGAGAACAGCAGACAAGAGAGAAGAUACUGGACCAGAUAUCAUCACUGUUCAUAUAUCAAACACUCCUUAGUAGAAAUAACAGCUGUGAUCUGCUGCUGGAUCUCUGCUCUCAUGUGAAGGACUAUGAGACUAAAACAGGCCUGAGUGUCCUUCCGUCAUUACAGUCAGUUUUCCAGUCACCUCCUGCGAUCUGGUCUUUAAACCUCUCAGAGAGAAAGACCUCCAUCCUCCUGGAAGUGCUGAAACUCCAGUCAGAGAAGAAACAAGUGAUGCUGACAGGCUGGUCACAUGAUGAGAGUGAAGUGAGGAGCUUCCUACAGUGUCUGCCUUAUAUCUCACAGCUCAGCUGUGAUCCACAGUUCUUCCAGAGUGUGUGUACACUCAUAUCCACAAGAUCCAGACAGGAGGCUGAGCAGUUGGCUGAUUUGCUACAGCUGCUGGGUUUCACCUUGCUGUUAACAGGAGAAUUACACAAGAAAACAUGUUGGUCUGUCGUGAGAGUUCUCAGACUUUGUGGCUCUAAAGUUGAUCUCAUCCUCACACCAACAAAGAUUUCUGUUAGAGGAGCCUCUGUCCUCUUUAGAGGUACAACACAACUGCACAGUCUGAGGCUUUCAAAUGACAUGGUCUUGCUAAUGUGUCGAUGGGUAAGAAGAGGAACAGUGGCCUGUUCGGUGACUAUUGAAGAACUUUCUCUCUCGCCUCAGACAGCCCAACCAUCAGACAGAGUAUUGUUGAGGGUUGUCAGUAGUUUGGCGUCCCUGCUGAGAUACUGGACAGUCAGGCGGUUAGACCUGACUGAGCUCUGUGUUCCUGCUCAGGGUCUCAUUCCACUGCUGCUCCAUGAUGGCCCUCUAACAAUCAAACUGAAUGGAAAUCUUGUCCAGCAGCUACUCUCCCUCUCCCAUGAAAUCCAGGACGACUUGACUUGGUCCCUCUUGAGUAAAGUUGGUGGAGACCUGGUCUCUGGACUUGUAGCUUCUUCAGCAUCUGCUGCUGUAGUCGUCAUCUCAGAUCCACUGUGACCCUGAGGAAGAACAGCUUCUUACAGGAGAGCAUCACAUGUCUGCCUCCCUUUGGGGACAGGAUUGUGUUUCACAGGUGAUCAGUCUGCAUUUAGGGCCAGAUCUACUAAAGGUCUGCGUGUAUAAAAAUGUGUGCAAACUCAUUGCACACGCAAAAAAAUGUACAAACUGAUUUACUAACAGUGCGCACUAAGGGUUGCGAGUAAUUUCCGAGAAGUUAUGAUGAAAUAAAAAAUAUUACAGACCAUAGAAUAGGACUGACAACCUCUCCAAUUUUUUUUUUUUUUUUUUUGCUGCUGCUGGUCUAUAAUAUUGUUGGCUAUAUUUUGCAUUUUAAUAAAAAAAAAAAAAACAACUUAAGAAUAAAAGAAAUAAACACCGAAAUAAUUAGUGGAAUCUUUUUUUUUAUUGAUGAAUGAAUGAAUGAACGAAUGAAUGAAUAAACAUUGGAAGCAGUUCAGCCGCAGUCCCGCCGGCUGGCGCGGUCACUGUUGAGAUUACAUUUGUUUUUUAUUAUUAACAAAAUGUUUUUUUAUUGACUGCAUGAAUGGUUUUGUUUUCAAAUAAAUAUUUGGAAAUGAAAAUGUAUGCUUUGGUGUACUUGGUGUAGAGUUUUGCAAUAUGUAUAGCUACCUGUAUGUAUCAAAAUGAAUAAUUUUCAAUAUUAAAUUAAAUUUUUGCUCCA
This is a messenger RNA of Epinephelus fuscoguttatus (brown-marbled grouper), 7571 nucleotides long. RefSeq lists its product as uncharacterized. Gene Ontology annotation, biological process: regulation of apoptotic process. Bases 1139 to 6886 code for a protein of 1915 amino acids. Gene Ontology annotation, molecular function: ATP hydrolysis activity. NCBI's taxonomy places the organism in Eukaryota, Metazoa, Chordata, Actinopteri, Perciformes, Serranidae. The record is from RefSeq and is a predicted model, not a curated record. The transcript has 17 exons.